Daldinia caldariorum is the source of this 2440-nucleotide messenger RNA. RefSeq names its product FAD binding domain-containing protein. Gene Ontology annotation, molecular function: FAD binding. Lineage: Eukaryota; Fungi; Ascomycota; Sordariomycetes; Xylariales; Hypoxylaceae. The transcript has 6 exons. The record is from RefSeq and is a predicted model, not a curated record. The coding region runs from base 402 to 2324 and encodes 640 amino acids.
CGUCAAUGAUAGCAGCUUCCAUAAAGUUACACUUCCCGAUGUUCCUGCCGUUGAAUACUACUAGCGCGGUUCCGGUGUCUUACUACCUAAUUGUUAUGUAAGGUACAUAUAAUCCUAAGAAUACCUAUUAAAUACCUACCUAAGGUAAUACCUACUACCUACUAGGUAUCAGUUGGCAUACAUAUUUAAUACCCAAUUCCAUCCAUAUCAUACCUAAGUGUACCCAUACGUCCUUAGUUAGGUACGAUUAAGGAAGUCUGCCAAUUGAUAUAUACGCAAACGUCUCGGCCAUAACCCUAUUUUAUAGUUCGACUCCUUUUAAAUACAACGUUGGUUGUUUUCGAUACAUCACCAGUCCCUUUCCUCCUCCUAUCUAAGCCUGCGGUGCGUUAAUAGAAGUAAUGGACAACAAAUCUCCGAAGAAAUCUACUUCGCCGCACUAUGAUAUCGUAAUUGUCGGGGCUGGCCCUGUAGGGCUCAUGCUUUCAACGUGCCUUGCAAGAUGGGGCUAUAAAAUCAAGCACAUUGACAAUCGAGCUGAACCUACACCAACGGGUCGCGCAGAUGGUGUUCAGCCGCGAUCCCUAGACCUACUUCGAAAUAUGGGCCUAAAGCCUGCCAUCAUGGCUCAUAAACCCGCCCGCGUUUAUGAAGUAGCCUUUUGGGACCCACCCAAAAAUGGCAAAGGCAUCGUCAGAACCGGUACCUGGGCUAGCUGUCCUUCUUUCAUUGACGCAAGAUAUCCUUUCACCACACUAUUGCAUCAGGGUCGAAUAGAACGCGUGUUCAUCUCAGAUCUAAAAAAGAAUGGUGUCGAGAUUCAACGGCCGUGGACUAUCAAGGGAUUCACCUCGGAUAAUAAAGUAGAUCCGGAGUACCCCGUGGAGGUACACCUAGAGCAUGUUGAUGGGCAUCAUCGGGAAUCAGUCCGGGCUAAAUAUUUAUUCGGCGGCGAGGGCGCUAGAUCAUUUAUCAGAGAUCAACUAGGAAUCACAAUUACGCAUAAAGAUCCUAUUACACAUGUUUGGGGCGUUAUAGACGGCGUCGUUAAAACCGACUUCCCAGAUAUCAAGAUGAAAUGUACCAUACACUCUAGACAUGGCUCGAUAAUGGUUAUUCCUCGAGAAGAUAAUAUGGUUCGACUAUACAUACAGAUCGCAUCGUCUACGGAUCCAGACUGGAAUCCGAGGAGAACAGCUACUGCGGAACAAGUUCAAGACUCCGCAAAGAAGAUCCUCCACCCAUACCUUAUAGAAUGGGAACGCGUGGAAUGGUACUCAGUAUACCCUAUCGGACAAGGCAUUUCAGAUAAAUACACAAUCGACCAUCGUGUGUUCCUGGGCGGCGAUGCUUGUCAUACUCAUAGUCCGAAAGCCGGCCAAGGGAUGAACACGGCCUUUCUCGAUGCCCUGAAUCUCGCCUGGAAAGUUCAUGCUGUCGAAGCUGGAUUCGCCGAUAGGGCUAUCUUGACAACCUACGAAGCUGAACGCAAGGAUGUCGCAGAAACCCUUCUUUCAUUUGAUAACAAAUAUGCCAAACUAUUUUCGCAGCGCCCGCCAGCUGCAGAGGAGGUACAAGCCGCCUCGGAGCAGACUAGCGCCCAAGCCGAGGAUAACGAAUUCGUCAAGACUUUCAAGGAGUCUUGCGAAUUCACCAGCGGAUACGGUGUAGCCUACAAACCCAACGCGCUUAAUUGGUCUCCAGCACAUACAGCCAAGUCUUCUUUAAUCAAUCCCCGAGGAAACAAAUUGCGUACGGGUCGAAUUAUGAUCAACGCUGACGUUACGAGGGUUGUGGACGCUAACGUUGUACAUUUGGAACAAGAGGUUCCUCUCAACGGCUCAUUUCGUAUCUACGUCUUCGCCGGAGAACCUGCGGUGGCCUCGAAGGCGCUGAAUGAUUUUGCCCUUCGCCUCGGCAAUAACAGAUCAUUUUAUAGCUCUUAUCUCCGGUCUGAUAUAGACUCCGUUUCCCACCACGAGAUGAAUAACCCUCAUAGCCUCUUCUUUACUAUAUGUACCGUCUUUGCUGCUCAACGAAGUCAGAUCGAGAUAACACGGGAUGUGCCGAGUCUUCUUGCUCGUUACCGCGACCACAUAUAUGCUGAUGACAGAUGGGACCGCCGCGUACCUGAUGCAAAAGCUUCAGCUCAUGCUAAAAUGGGGUUUGAUCAAGAAAGGGGUGGUGUCGUUGUUGUUCGACCCGAUGGCUAUGUAGGCAUUGUGACGAGCCUGGUUGAGGGAUCUGGAACCGUGGAUUCAUUGAACGAAUAUUUCGGUGCUUUCUGCACAAAUAGAUUGGGCGAAAAGAUGUCACAAUUAUAAGCAAUGUAUCUUAGACAUACCCAAGCGUGAGCUAUACCCCUUAAGCUAGAGUGGUGGUUUCCCAACCAUACAACAUAUAUUCGUCAAAUAUAAAAAGUGAGUUGACAUAUCCCUUA